AUGCGCCUCCGGUUUGUCCUGUGCGUAAUGGUCGCGUUCGCGUCCCCGUGUCUGCUCACCGACGCGCGCAGAACCAAACGCUUCGCCAUCGGCUGUCCGGAGAAGUGCGACAAGUCCCAGUGCGCGCCGAUCCCCGCAGACUGUCUGGCCGGUGACGUGCUGGACCGGUGCGACUGCUGCCCGGUGUGCGCGUCCGGCGAGGGAGAGGCAUGCGGCGGCAGCGCCGACCAGGAGUGCGCCGAAGGGAUGGAGUGCGUGGUGACCGACGGUGUCGAGGUGUCCGUUACCGUCAGGCGGAGGGGCAAGGCCGGCGUGUGCGCGUGCACCAGCUCCGAGCCCGUGUGCGGCAGCGACGCCGUCUCCUACCGGAACAUUUGCGAACUGAAGCGCGUCAGCAACCGCGCUGUGAAGCUGCAGCAGCCGCCCGUCAUCUUCAUCCAGAGAGGCGCGUGCGGGAAAGGUCAGCAGAACCCAGACAGUCUUCGUUACAAAUACAACUUCAUCGCAGACGUGGUGGAGAAGAUCGCACCUGCUGUUGUUCAUAUUGAACUCUAUCGCAAGAUGGUAUUUUCUAAGCGGGAGGUAGCAGUUGCCAGUGGUUCUGGGUUUGUUGUGUCUGAGGAUGGCCUGAUUGUCACCAAUGCUCAUGUUGUGGCCAACAAACACAGAGUUAAGGUGGAGCUGAAGAGCGGAGCCACAUAUGACGCCAAGAUCAAAGAUGUCGACGAGAAGGCCGAUAUCGCUUUGAUCAAGAUCGACACACCGGUGAAGCUUCCCGUGCUGCUCCUGGGACGAUCGGCUGACCUGCGACCCGGUGAGUUUGUUGUGGCCAUCGGCAGCCCGUUCUCCCUGCAGAACACAGUCACCACCGGCAUCGUCAGCACCACUCAGAGGGGAGGGAAGGAACUGGGUCUGCGAAACUCCGACAUGGACUACAUCCAAACUGAUGCCAUCAUCAACUACGGAAACUCAGGAGGACCACUAGUCAAUCUGGAUGGCGAGGUGAUCGGCAUCAACACCCUGAAGGUCACAGCCGGAAUCUCCUUUGCCAUCCCCUCAGACAAGAUCAGAGAGUUUCUGGCAGAGUCACAUGACCGGCAGGCCAAAGGUAAAACGACACCAAAGAAGAAAUACAUGGGUGUCAGAAUGAUGAGCCUCACACCAGCCUUGGCUAAGGACCUGAAGGAGAAGCAGUCUGAUUUCCCAGAUGUCACCUCUGGAGCGUACAUCAUGGAGGUCAUCAGUCGGACUCCUGCUGAGGCCGCCGGCCUCCAGGAAGGUGAUGUCAUCAUCAGCAUCAACGGCGAGCGAAUCACCUCAGCCAGUGACGUCAGCGCGGCAAUAAAGCGGGACGACACUUUGCGGACGGUGGUGAGGCGAGGAAACGAGGACAUCAUCCUCACCAUCGUUCCUGAGGUGAUUGACCCUUGACCUUUCAGUUGACCAUGCAGCCACUCUUUGCAGUCAACCAAUCAGGAGCUGCCUCUCAGUGUUUUUCAAUCAAUCAUGAACACUUUGAAAAACCAAGCAACUAAUAGGAGAAUGUUUGUGAGGCCACACCUACUGUUUUUAAAAACACGUACGUAAUUAGUACUACUUAUAUGCUGUUACACUCAAAAACAAACAACAACAAAAACCCAAACCUCAGCAGUCCAACUUUAUUCCAGAACCAAAGCUUCAAUGUUGUUGUCAUACUUUUAUAUUUCUUCUAAUUUACUUUUAAUUAAUCUUGCACAUUUUGUAUUCUGGCUCC
Messenger RNA from Thalassophryne amazonica, 1753 nucleotides. Its product is annotated as serine protease HTRA1B-like. The record is from RefSeq and is a predicted model, not a curated record. Lineage: Eukaryota; Metazoa; Chordata; Actinopteri; Batrachoidiformes; Batrachoididae. Gene Ontology annotation, biological process: positive regulation of apoptotic process; programmed cell death; proteolysis. The coding region runs from base 1 to 1431 and encodes 476 amino acids. Gene Ontology annotation, molecular function: protein binding; serine-type endopeptidase activity. The transcript is spliced from 10 exons. Gene Ontology annotation, cellular component: extracellular region.